AUGACAUAUUGUUGUACCAUCCCAGGCACGGCUGAACAUGUCGCCCAAAAUAAACCAAACACGGCGAUACGGCUGUACAUUCCCUUCUGGGAUCUCUGGGAUCCCUCCCCUCCAAGGGACCGAACCCAACGUGAUUGCACAGGACUGCAGCCCACCCCGACAUCCACCCCAUUGCCUCCCGGGACGACAACCGAGCAGACGAGCUCUUGCGUCGACCGUGAGAAGAGAGAUUGGGGGGGGGGAGGGAGGUGUUCGGCGAAGAAGGAAAUCAAGGAGUCAGAGAGGGCAUCUCGGCUGGGAUAUCGGGAUGCUGCUCAUUGGGCCUCAGUCCUCAGUGACAUUAGUUCUAUGUCGACUCCACGGAUGAACGCAUGA
Messenger RNA from Colletotrichum graminicola M1.001, 375 nucleotides. RefSeq lists its product as uncharacterized. NCBI's taxonomy places the organism in Eukaryota, Fungi, Ascomycota, Sordariomycetes, Glomerellales, Glomerellaceae. The coding region runs from base 1 to 375 and encodes 124 amino acids. The transcript has a single exon. The record is from RefSeq and is a predicted model, not a curated record.